AUGAGCGCGGACUAUCAUCACGUGGUUGAUGACUGCGACGAGGCAUGGGUUGCGUGGACACGGUUGAAGACUCUCUACGGCGGAUCGCAGAAGGCGGGACGGAUCUUCUUGAAGCGGCAGCUGUUCAGCAUGGAGAUGGCGGAAGGCGGCAAUGUGAUGCAUCAUUGCAAUGAAGUUCUCAACAUCAGCGCCAAGCUCAGCAGCAUCGGCGCCAAGAUGGAGGAUGAGGACGUGGCGAUCUGCUUGUUGUGCAGCCUCCCAAGAGCUACGAGAACGUCGUGCUGA
This is a messenger RNA of Peronospora matthiolae, 285 nucleotides long. NCBI's taxonomy places the organism in Eukaryota, Oomycota, Peronosporomycetes, Peronosporales, Peronosporaceae. The record is from the annotation of a GenBank genome assembly.